Monoraphidium neglectum is the source of this 291-nucleotide messenger RNA. RefSeq lists its product as hypothetical. Gene Ontology annotation, molecular function: selenium binding. The transcript has 3 exons. NCBI's taxonomy places the organism in Eukaryota, Viridiplantae, Chlorophyta, Chlorophyceae, Sphaeropleales, Selenastraceae. Bases 1 to 291 code for a protein of 96 amino acids. The record is from RefSeq and is a predicted model, not a curated record.
AUGCCUGCCGCGUGCUGCAAGGGCCCCGGCUACGCCACCCCUCUGGAGGCGAAGGAGAACGGCCCCCGGGAGGUGGUGGCCCGCCUGCCCACGGCUGUUGGGGAUGAGCUGCACCACACAGGCUGGAAUGCGUGCAGCAGCUGCCACGGGGACCCCUCCAAGGAGCGCCGCUUCCUCAUCGUGCCCGCCUUUGGCAGCGGCCGCAUCUACGUGAUCGACGUCAAGGACCCCACUCAGCCCAGGUGGACGGCGCAGCAGCAGGGCGCGGGGGAGGGGCGAGGCAGGGGUUAG